Molecule: messenger RNA, 3504 nt
Organism: Stylonychia lemnae
Lineage: Eukaryota; Ciliophora; Spirotrichea; Sporadotrichida; Oxytrichidae
Source: the annotation of a GenBank genome assembly
AUGUUUAAAGAAAAUAAAAUAUUGAAUAUUUCAGGUAAAAAGCCUUUAAUGAGUAAUAAGCCAUCUCAGAAACAAUUGCUUCAUAAAUGCACAUCAAAUAAAGAUAUUGAGCAUUUAACAAGGAAUAUCAGUAAAUUCGAGAUUGAUGAAUUUGAAUUUGCACCAAAUAACCCUGAAGAUAAUCAGUUUAAUUAAGAUUAAAUUUCUAUUUAGGACAAUAAAGAGAUAGAAUUGGAAUCAGAAAGUAAACCUAGGAGCAAAAGAGUUUCUGUUUUAAAUGUGAUUGGCAAAAAGAAGGAUGAGAUAAUACCGUAGUAUUAAACUUUGGAAAACAAUCAAAUGCCUAUAUAUCCAAUGCCUACAUAGGUUUUAAAUGAGAGCGUUAAAAUGAGAUCGAGAUAAGAAACGCAAACAUUAUAUGGGUUAUAACAAUAACUUAAGUUUAUUACAAAUGGACUCUAAAAAAGUAGUAAUCUUUUGAAAAGCAUCAACAUAAAUAACAAUGACUCCUUCAAUUCAAUAGAUCCUCUUCCCUAACUUUUCUCUAUGGAUUAGAUACAGUAAUCAUCUCAUAACAUUCUAAGAUCGGUAUAAUAAUCACAAUCAAAUACCUUCUUAAACUCAAGAAAUUCAAUAGAGACAUCAUUAAGUAAAUUAAGAGGAUAACCUCAACAACAAAUUUAGUCACUUACUCCAAUUCAGUAAUAACUCGUGAAUAUGAAUAAAAACCGAAACUGGAUAAAUAACAUCAUGAAUAAAAAGAGCCCCUUGAUAUUUAAUCAGAUGUCACUAAGGAACUCAGACAGUUACUUUGCUAUAAAUAAGAUGCAUGAGGCAAGUACUGAACUUAGAGUUAAUACAGAUCAGGAUAAAGAGACCUUAAGAUUGAGGAAAAAUUUACAACUAAGAAGAUUAAAGGAAUACAUUACCAGAAAAAAUAAGAAUAAUAGAUAGAAAUAUGAAUAAAAGAUUGAUGGUUAAAAUAGUAGAAUACAUUCCUAGACACCAAAGCCAAUAAUUGAGCAAACGAUUUCGAUGAAAUCUUGUCUUUAGAAAAUCGUCCAGCAAGGAACUAGGAUCAAAACAAUUUAAAAGCCAAUAAAAAGCUAACAAAAACUUCAUUUGAUCAAUAAUCUAGAUUAGUAAAAGAAUAAUGAAUACAAAGUAGAUGAUAGCUACAACUUUUUGAAAUAAAGUAGAUUAUCUUCAUCGAGUGAUGAAGACCUGUGUAGACUUACAAAUCCUACUUUGAAAGUCGAAAUAAUAAAUGCUAAGAAGGAACUUGAUGAGUUGAGUUAGAUGCAAGGUUUCAAAAAAGAUGAUUAGCUUAUUUAAUCACUUAUAAGAAUUGAGACUUGCAAGUAACACUCAAGGAAUAACCAUGAAUCUUUUACUACUGUCAGAUCAUCAUAAUAAAACAAAAAGAAAAUAAAGACCAUAGAUCUAAAUAAACCUACUAGAUUAAUUUUCCACAUUCCCAAUCUUAAAUAAAAUCAUUCAAACUAUUAAAAACCUCCCUUGAAAGAUAAAACUUCUAAACUAGACAUUGAUAGCAGCGAAGGGUAUCAAAGUGCAGCUCGAUUACAAUAAAACUAGGAAAUUUCAAAAUGGGAAAAUUAUCACUAGAAAGAGGAAGAUUCACACAGGUUCUUUGCAAUUAAAUCCUAGAAUGAUUUUAAAUAUUCUACCACAAUUUCUCGCGGAGAUAAUUUCUCUUCAGUAAUGGGUAUGCCACACGGUGGUGGAACCAUUCAACAAUCAUCUGGCGCGAAUAUGGCAAUAAGAUAAGGCAAUCAUUAAACCAGGAAAAUUGUCAACACUAACAAUGCUGUCUAGAAAACGAUUGAUCUUAAUAGAAGAAAGAAAAUUCCAUAUUAUCUUAGGAAGAAUACAAAUGAGAAAAGAAAAAUCAUUCAAAAACCUUGGUCAAAGCCAAUGGCUGCAUAGCAUUUAGCUGCUAUCAAGAUCUAGUCAGCAAUUAGAAAGUUUUUGUAUUAUAAGAGAAAGCUUGAGCGCAGAAACUAAAACAGACCAGGAGUUUAAAAUGCUCAGCAGAGACAGAAGUAAACAGUAGCCACACAAGGAGGAAAAGGCAUGGCAAAGAUGUACUAGCAUAAAGUCUCAAAUACUAGUGAGUUAUAGCACCUAACUCCCAAUCAAAGACUUAGAUAAAAGUUUUUUACAUCCCCUUACAAUGUUUUACAUAAGAGCGAAGAAACUUGCUGGAGAAAUUUUUGUGCAGCAUUAAUUUAGGCAACAUAUAGAAUGGCACUUACAAGGAGACUCUUCAGGUAUCAUAGAUUCGCAAUGUAUCACAUUGCUGCCAUCUAAAUAUAAUGGGCAUGGAGAGGAUAUUAGGAAAGAAAAAAGAAGCUCCCAGUUAAGAGCAAGGAAGUCAUUGCAGCAGAAAAACUUUAAAAAGCUUGGAGAUCUUUCACUAAUGUGAAGAUUUUCAAGUAUUAUAAGGAUCUUAUUAAUUUUAAGGAGAAAGGAGAUCCUUCAUAGCUACUAAAGAGUGUUAAUCCAGCUGAGGCUGGGAUUUUAGACGCUGCUACUAAAUGUCAUAUAAGAUUUAGACUUGGAGGAGAUAAAUUCCCUCCAUUGAUUUAUUACAAGAUAUUCUCUCAUGGUUCAAUUGUUGAUAUAAACGCUUUUGCUCCUCGUGAUUAUGUUAAAAUUAAAAAGGAAAAGAAAAAGGAGACCAUCAAUAUAAGAUUUGAUAAGGAAAAGAACGAUAAGCAUGAUGGAUGGUAUAACAGAUAUGAGAAUAAUGGAUGGAGACCAAUUAGUGAUAAGAUUCUAACUCCUUACGAUGCAGUGGAGUUAAGAACAGCAAACAAGCCUAAGAAGUUUCAUUUUGAUAAGGCAAAGAGAAAAGAAAUGACUGCAAAAGAGAAGAGAUCUAAGAAACUUAAAUGGCUGAGAAAACUCUAUAAGGAUGCAAAAAAUGCAGAACUGCUUGGAGAAGCUCCAGAUUUGAUCACUUAAAAUGGAAAUAAGAAAUAAGACUUGAAGGCUCUAGAGACUCUUUAUGACAACCCAUUCGACGAUCAGAGAUUCCUUUAAUUGAAUGAUGGAGAGUUUGAGAAUGAAGUAAAUAAUCUUAUAGAAUGGUGUGAAGAUCUUGAUUAUGAAAAAUACAUUGGAAACUGGCAUUAGCUUGCUACAAGCGCAUAUGUAGGGUCAUCUGGAUAAGAUCAAAAUACAAUGGGCUAAUCAAUGAACAAUGGUGGAUAAUAUUUAAUGAGUGCUGGGGGCUAAGGAGGUGAAAUGAUAGACCCUGAAUAAAUAAGAAACUCAAUGGGAGACGAUCGUUAUUAAUAAGCCUAUUAAUAACAUCAACUACAGGAAGAAUAAUUCUUGAAAGCAAAUGUAGACUAUGAAAAUAGAUUAAAAGAGCAUAUCUAUCAGUUUGAGGAAAAUAAAUCUGCAAUGUCUGGCGCAAAGGGUAGUCUUAAAGGAGCAAACUCAUCAGCAGGUGAUUAAAUAGGAGAUCUAGAGUGA